Messenger RNA from Antrostomus carolinensis (chuck-will's-widow), 1085 nucleotides. Its product is annotated as ninein. The transcript is spliced from 7 exons. The record is from RefSeq and is a predicted model, not a curated record. Gene Ontology annotation, biological process: microtubule anchoring at centrosome; centrosome localization; centrosome-templated microtubule nucleation. Gene Ontology annotation, cellular component: ciliary transition fiber; pericentriolar material; mitotic spindle pole. Lineage: Eukaryota; Metazoa; Chordata; Aves; Caprimulgiformes; Caprimulgidae. The annotation marks the transcript as partial.
GUUCAGAGUCUAGAUGAAAUACUGCAAAACACCAACCUGCAAAUCUCCCGACUCAAACUGGACUUACGGGUGAUGCAACAGGAGAAGGAAACUCUGAAACAAGAAGUGAUGUCUUUACACAAGCAACUGCAGAAUGCCAAUGAAAAGAAUCGGGUUCUAGAAAUGGCUGUGCCUUCCUCGGGGCUUCGGGACCAACAGAGGCAAGUCCACUGGGAUGAACUGGACCAGCUGAUGAAACAGGAGCAGCAGCUGCUCAGGCAGGAGAAUGAGAGGCUGCAGAGAGAAGUGCAGAGCACGAAAACAGACCUGACUCACUCCAGGGAGAAGAUCCGACAGCUGGAAUCUACUAUCCUUUCCUUAAAGCACCAAAAGCAUCAAAGCCAGUCAGGUAUCGUCAAAGCCAUAGAGCAAGAGAAAUUAAGCUUGAAGAGAGAGUGUGAGCAGCUUCAGAAGGAGUUGUCAUCUGCAAAUAGGAAGAUCAGUCAAAUGAAUUCUCUUGAACGUGAACUGGAAACCAGCUCAGAAAAUGAAGGGCUAAGAAAAAAGCAAGUCAAACUGGAUGAUCAGUUGAUGGAGAUGCUCCACUCGAGCACCAGUGUGAUGCUUAGCCAGUCACCACACUCCCAGGAGCUCCAGCAGCAAGGCUGUGCUAUGGUGCCCAAGGAACAGUUCCUGCAGCUCCAACACCAGCUCCUACAAGCAGAGAGGAGGAGUCAACAUCUUCAGGAAGAACUUGAAAGCAGACCCUCUGAAACAAACAUGCAACAGGGGGUUCAUGAGCAGCUUCUAAAAAUGAUGGAAGAACGUAUGAUGGAUGUUGAACAGAAACUAAGGCUUGUGAAGAGGCUUCUCCAAGACAAAGUAAAUCAGCUGAAAGAACAACUUGCCAAGAACACUAAAGCAGAUGCGAUGGUCAAGGAUCUCUAUGUUGAGAACGCACAACUGCUGAAGGCUUUGGAGGUGACAGAACAGCGGCAGAAAACUGCUGAAAGGAAAAACUAUUUGCUAGAAGAAAAAAUUGCCAACCUCAAUAGAAUAGUCAAGAACCUGGCAUCCCCAUCAUUUAGUCCAGCAUCUGAGAUAAG